Molecule: messenger RNA, 1728 nt
Organism: Eucalyptus grandis
Lineage: Eukaryota; Viridiplantae; Streptophyta; Magnoliopsida; Myrtales; Myrtaceae
Product: putative UPF0481 protein At3g02645
Exons: 2
Coding region: 1-1728 (575 amino acids)
Source: RefSeq, a predicted model, not a curated record
AUGUCUUCUUCAUCCAGAGAUAUGAGAGAUUGGUUCAAUCAUGUCCAUACCAAUUUCAACGAAGAGCUCGAGAAGGACAUUCCUUCUAAUGUGUGCAUUUUCCAAGUCCCCAAAUCACUCAGCUCUGCCAAGCCCGAGGCUUAUACCCCCCAACUCGUCGGCUUAGGACCCUAUCACCACCUUCAGCCUCAGCUCACGGAAAUGGAGCGCGUCAAGCUUGACGUCGCGAAGAAGCUCCACAAGGAGUUCAAUCACUUGAGCGUUGCCGAGCUCGCGAGCAAGCUUUCCGAUUUGGACCUUUCUGUCCGCGCGUGCUACCACAAAUUCUUGGACAUGGAUUCCAACAUGUUGUCAUGGAUCAUGACUGUCGACUCGCUGUUCUUGUUCUAUCAGGUCUGCCAGCACGGCAUCAACAAAAGUUUCCUCGAGUCGUCACCCUUUUUGGAGGACUUAGCCGACAACACGGGCAAGAAGCUUGCUGAUGCCACCAUCCGGAGGGAUGUCAUGAUGUUGGAGAACCAAAUCCCAAUAUUCUUCGUGGAGAAGAUGUUGAAGCUCGGCUGUGAGCCGCUACAAGUUGCGGAGCAGAAGACUAUUGUCGAAGAGAUCCUCCCCCGCAUGCUUGUGGGGUUUUGCAAAGCUCUGUCACCGCUCAAAGAGACGAUAAAUUGUCCCGCCGCCAAAGCUUUGAAGUGCGCACAUUUGUUGGAUCUUCUUUAUAGCAUGGUCGUGUCAAGAGAGGACGAGGUCAAGAUUGCUAUACCCGCUGACACCAUAAAAAUCGAAGGACAUAAGAUCGAGGUUCACGGAUCCCUCGACCUCGUGAUAUCUACUGAUGUUCCGGAAGUGCUUAUUCCUCCUCAGAAUGUUAAUCAUGUGGCAGACAGUAUGGUCGAACUUGUAGCGAACUCCAAUUUAAGAAUCUUGCGGAACAUUAAACCCCAGGCUCAGAUGCUGAAAAGCAUGAUGGAUCUCUAUUCGAAACUACCUUCACCCACCGACUCAUUGGGGGUGGACGAGGCUCCCGCAGAAGAGAAGGCAUUGAUUCCGACAGCAUCCUCUCUUGCCAAAGCGGGCGUAAAAUUCAGCAAAAUAAAGUUCAUAAAGGACAUAUCGUUCAAUGAGAAAACGCACACGUUUCAACUUCCCACUAUCAAAUUCGUCAUCAACUCGGAAGUUGUGAUACGGAACUUGGUGGCGUACGAGGCGAUGGCCAUCUCCGGUCCCUUGGUGUUCGCACGCUUCGUGGAGCUAAUGGAUGGCCUAAUUAACACACUGGACGACGUGAAGUUGCUCAAGAAACACGGUAUCAUCACUGGCCGUCUCAAGGACGGCGAAGUGGCACGUCUAUUCAAUGGUAUGAGCCACUCUAUCGAUGUGCACGGCCCUUCCCAACUGGACAAGACGAUCAAGAAAGUCAACGAGUUUUACAACGCCGCGCCGAACAUCAAGACCCAGAAAAUGAUAGAGCGAUACGUGUAUCGCCUUGGAAGGAGGCUGCGGGAUGGAUUAGCAUUGUUAAACCUGCGUUGCUUAGGCAGAUCUGGAAGGAAGGAAAGCCAAACUGGAGAUUUUGCUGCACCGCCCAGGAACGCUGAUGGAUGCUCUGGAAAGCUUCGUUGUAAUUCAGCCAUGGAAAUGGAGACCCCCUUUGGAGUUGUUGAUCAAACGAAAGGAGGAGAAGAUAAUUCUCCACGUGGGCAAUCGAACUCUGUUCAAUGCUCUUGA